Messenger RNA from Silurus meridionalis, 2092 nucleotides. RefSeq names its product N-sulfoglucosamine sulfohydrolase (sulfamidase) (gene sgsh). Gene Ontology annotation, molecular function: N-sulfoglucosamine sulfohydrolase activity. Gene Ontology annotation, biological process: heparan sulfate proteoglycan catabolic process; glycosaminoglycan catabolic process. The record is from RefSeq and is a predicted model, not a curated record. Bases 189 to 1745 code for a protein of 518 amino acids. Lineage: Eukaryota; Metazoa; Chordata; Actinopteri; Siluriformes; Siluridae. The transcript is spliced from 7 exons.
GUGUGUGUGUGUGUGUGUGUGUGUGUGUGUGUGUGUGUGUGUGUGUUGAUGCUGUCCUCUGGAUCUGAUGGACUUUUUGCUGAGUUUCUGAAGAUCAUUAAUGAUAUUGAAGUCCGUGAGGAAUCUGUGGAGCUUCACAGAGGGACAGGACACGUGAUUUAAAUUCGUUAGACGCGUGUAAAGUUGUUAUGAAGGCGGAAAUGAGCGCGUGUGUGUGGCGCAGAGCUGCGCUGCUGCUCCUGCUGUGUGCGGUGGGGGAAUGCGGGAGAAAUGCGCUGCUCAUCAUCGCCGAUGAUGCCGGGUUCGAGACGGAGGUCUACAACAACACGGUGGUCCGAACCCCUCACCUGAACGCUCUGGCUGGACGCGGCGUCGUUUUCCGGAACGCCUUCACCUCGGUCAGUAGCUGCUCUCCCAGCCGCUCCACCAUCCUCACCGGAUUACCACAGCACCAGAACGGGAUGUACGGCCUUCAUCAGGGCGUGCACCACUUUAACUCGUUCGACAGCGUGCAGAGUCUCCCGCUGUUACUCCAACAAUCCAACAUCCACACCGGCAUCAUCGGGAAGAAGCACGUUGGUCCGAGCUCGGUGUUCCCCUUCGACUUCGCCUACACCGAGGAGAACGGCUCGGUCCUGCAGGUGGGACGCAACAUCACCCGGAUCAAACUGCUGGUCCGGAAGUUUCUGCAGGAACACAAAGAGGAGGAGGAGAGGAGAAGAAGAGGAGGAGGAGGAGCUCGUCCCUUCUUUCUAUACGUGGCGUUUCACGACCCUCAUCGAUGCGGCCACUCGCAGCCUCAGUAUGGCUCAUUCUGUGAGAAGUUCGGGAACGGAGAGAGCGGAAUGGGGAGGAUUCCCGACUGGAAGCCGCAGCACUACACACCCGAGCAGGUCAAGGUGCCGUAUUUCGUCCCGGACACUCCGGCCGCUCGGGCCGAUCUCGCGGCUCAGUACACCACCGUCAGCCGUCUGGACCAGGGUAUUGGUUUGGUCCUGCAGGAGCUGAGGGACGCCGGGUUCGAGAACGACACGCUGGUGAUGUACAGCUCUGAUAACGGAAUCCCGUUUCCCAACGGACGAACCAACCUGUACGACUCGGGCGUGUCCGAACCCAUGAUCAUCUCCUCACCUGAACACCGAGAGCGCUGGGGACAGACGAGUGACGCCUACGUCAGCCUCCUGGACAUCACUCCCACUCUGCUGGACUGGUUCUCGGUGCCGUAUCCUCCCUACAGCCUGAGCGGCGUGUCUCCGGUCCACCUCUCGGGUCGCUCCCUUCUCCCCGCGCUGUCCUUCGAGCCCGUCUGGGACACGGCGUACUCCAGUCAGAGUCUGCAUGAGGCCACCAUGUACUACCCGAUGCGCUCGGUGAGGCGCGGCCGCUUCGUCCUGCUGCACAACCUGAACUACCGCUCGCCUUUCCCCAUCGACCAGGACCUGUACGUCUCGCCCACCUUCCAGGACCUGCUGCAGAGGACGCGGGCGGGCACGCCCACCGGCUGGUUCAAGACCCUGAGGCAGUAUUACUACAGGGAGCGCUGGGAGCUGUACGACACGCACUCGGACCCGGCCGAGCAGAAUAACCUGGCCUCGGAUCCUGCGUACAAAGAUGUUCUGGAGCUCCUGAAGGAGCAGCUCCUCAAGUGGCAGUGGGAGACGGAGGAUCCGUGGGUGUGCGCUCCGGACGCCGUGCUCGAGGACAAGAUGGAGCCCAAGUGCAGACCUCUUUACAACGAGCUGUGAAGGAUCGCCGGAGUCACGAGUGUUUCUCCAUAACAUUAACGAGGAGAUGAAAAGUGACAUCAUCACCCGGAGACGUUCAAAUACACGCUCGCUAUGAAGUCAUCAUCGUCAUCGACUUCACACAGGAGCCUCGAAUUCUUCUAUUUUUGAUCAUUUGCACAUAUUUUAUUUGUGUACAAAAAUGUACAUAUUGAUUGUUUUUUUUUAAUAAAUAAAUUAUGUAGUAAAUAUUUUGGUAUCUCUGUGUAGAUGCAUUUCUCUGCAUUUGUUGCAGAUGUUUUAAAAAAUGGAACUAAAAUGAAAACAUCAGUCUAUUUUGUAUUAAAAAGCCGCAGACUUCUCCCUCA